UGUGAUUCCCCAUAGCGCACAACUGCUUACCUUCGGCCAGUGAGAGGCAGUUGUGUGCGCGGGUCCGCUUCUCUCAGCUUCAGCUUCUUUUCAGCUCCAGUGCGCAUAUUUCCAGCGACUUUCAAUACAAGCUUCUUUGAGCGGUUUGCUGAGUUUGGCCGAACCUAUCUUCAUGAGGCGAUCAAUGUCCCUGUUCCUGUCCUGGUGCCUGUUCUGCUAGCCUGUCCCUAUUCAUUCCUUUUUUGGUUUUGUCCCUGUUUGGGCACCAUUUGUGGGACAUGCAAAGGGAUUCUGGGGAGCACCAUCUGGCCACGUGCCUCCGCAUUCGUGGGACGCUAGGGCCUGGGCUGCCCAGGGCAGCUGGGAGUCGCUAUGCCAAGGUGGGGACCGAGGGCGGGGCGGGGGGGUCCUGUGACGGGGCGGGGGCGCAGGUGACAUCAGAGGACGUGUCACAAUGGGGGGACUGCUUUUAAGGCAGCCGCAGGCAGCGCUGCUGCAUUUUGGCCUGAGCCAUCGACCAUGGUUUUGGCAACUUUCUUCGUCCUGACGUUCCUGGGCUUAAUCCAUAGCCCGGCGAAGGUUGGCUACGAAUUAGAUGAAGCUACAAACGACUACAUGCGGCAGCGUGCGGAGGAGCUGCAAGAACACAUGAUGCAGCUCCUGUUCGAAAUUGAGGAGGGGGAGAAGGAGCAGAGCUGGUCGUACAUGGGAGCCCUGCUCUUAUCUGUGUUGCAGCACUGGCAGUUCUGGGCCUGUGUUGGUGUUGCCCUCCUGUUCUUUUGGAACUUGUGGCUGCUCCUUAGAGAUAUCCCAGAACAUGAAAGCAGCAGUGAGGAGGAGAGCUCCAGCAGUGAAGAAGAGGAGGAAGAAAGAGUACCACCACUCCCCAAUGAUGCAAGAGAUCUGCCUGAAUUUGUAGCUCAGCGCAUCUACUGGCCACUCCCGGAUCCGACCAUCAGAUGCCCACUGGUGGAGGAGGUUGUGGGAGACCUCCUGCAUGUCUUUGACUCAGUCAUUCUAAAUACUUUCUUUCCGAAGCUGCAACGAGCCAUCGGAGUGGGCAGUGCCUUUGAAGGUUGGAAUCCUCAUGGGAAUGAGGCUGUCUACCACCUACUUGUGCCCAUGACGGCCCCGCGUGGACACUCCUUCCACCUGGAGCUGGGCAAUGAGGACGAUAUACUGGUGAGGAACUCCUCUAUCUGUGUGGAGCUGGAGUGCACGUGCGCGCGGCAGCAGGACUUUGGGGACAUGCUGUGCUUCCUCCACCAUUCUGAGGAUGAGCUGAAAAAACAGGACCCGAGCCUCCUAGACACCCUCUGCACCGAUUCCUACCUAGAUGCGGAGAAGACUGCAAGGUGGUUCCAGAACUUUGUGAAAACAGCCUGGGUGGUUAUCCCUCAGUCGCAGGUUUACAAUGUAAAUGUGCUGCCCUCCACCCGCAUGUGCAAGCUCCGGCUGACAAAUGCUGCCAGGAGAAACCUCACCAUUGAGAUAAUAUUUGGGGUGCAGCAAGGCGAUUCAGACAUCUUCCUGAGCAGCCAGAUGAGAAGGGGCACCUCUAUCCCCAGCACAACAUGGCCACAGAGCUGUAUUGUUGCAGAGAGGAAGUUCUUCCAGCACGUGGCCAGAGAAGCCGUGUUCAACUGCAUACACCUCAAGUGCCUGCAGAUUUGCGCCCGUAUGGUGGUGGGCACAAGCUUUCCCACCUACAUCAUCAAGACUAUUGUCAUGCACCUCCUGACCACCAUCCCCUUGGAAGUGUGGCACGAGACGGAUUUUCUGCUUCGGCUGGAUGAUAUCAUUCGGUACCUGCGCUGCUGUGUGGAAGAGAAAUGCCUCAACCACUUCUUCUUUGGCAAUGAGAUGGUGCCCAAUGUGAUUGUCCUGCCACCAGCCUUCCAAUCAUCCGGCCCAGUCAACCUCUUCCAGCACCUGAAGCGGAACCCGUAUGCCAAAGCUGAGGCACUGCAGAAGUUCGAGGUGGUGCGAGAUCGGCUCAAAAGACUGCUGAUCUAUGGACAUGAAAGAGACCUUCGUGCACAGCGAGAGCGCUCUGCUGCUGGCAGACGAUGAACUGCUAGCACUCUAUGGGGAGCCGGACCUCAUGCAGCUCCAGAGGCUGCUUCAUGGACGCUUGACGCAGAGACUCCUGAUACCAACUGGGCUUGGUUCCUCCUUAUUUUGGGACUGUGGGAGCUUCCCCUUGUUUGCUUAACAUGCUCCCCACUGCUAUGCUACUGUCAUAUGCCUGCACAAUCACUUUUGAAUACGCAAGGUUAGUGGAAUUUUCCACUGCAAAAGCACCUUCUAUUGCAAAACACGUUGUUUCUCACGUGCAGAAAAUCAAGUGGUUCCAGGAACUGGUGACAGAAGCCUGGGUGGCUACGCCUCAGUCAUCCUAACUCCAGCUAAUGGUGCUGCCCUCCACCUGCUUCUGCAAGCUCAGGCUGACCAGUGUCUUCAAGGAAACCCUCUCCAUUGAGAUGAUGCUUGGGGUACAGCAAGACACCUCGGACCCCUUUGUGAGCUUCGAGUAGGCAGAGCGCGUUAGCAGCAGCACGAGGUGGCCACAGAGCUGCGCUGUGCCAGAGAUGCAGUUCUUGAGGACACAGGUGCGCAUGCUUAGCACAACACCUUUCACCUCGGACAUCCGCAGCUCUGUGUCUGUAUCCUGUUAGGCACCACCUUUGCCACCCAUGCCUUGAAGACAGCAAGCACGCACCUCCUGACCACCAUCCCCUUGGCAAGCAUGCACAGGAGGGAUUUCCAGCCCCAAAGCCAGUGAUGAUUGUGGUGGCUACGAAGAUGACUGACAGACAUCCUGCUUGCCACAUGCCCCAGAGCUGAGCAUACUGGACACGGAGAAGAUGCUGCUCAGUUGGCAGUGGGAAUUGCUCGUCCAUGUUCUCUCCACAGCCAAACCACCCUUGGGGGAGGCACACCCCAUGCAGCUGAAGAGGCCGCUGCAGGGAGCCUUGAAGCAGAGACUUCUUUACCAGCUGGACAGUGACCAUCUGGCUCUUGCCCAGUGUCCACUCACUCCGGGAGCUUGGCCUCUACAAAAAUGCUAAUAUAUUGCUUGCUUGAACAAACGUUUUGUCCGUGAGUGUCUGUACCACACUUGGUCAGGAAAGGCGGGCAUGAGGUGCUGACAGCUUGGCUGCCACAGCAUCGGGGAGCAUUUUGCUGAGGAGCUGAUCCAAUAAUCUUCUUCUCUCCCAGUAACAAAGGCAUUAACUAAGGCAUUUUCUGAGGCAUUAACAAAAGCCUUAGAAAAUGAAGUAGAAUACUCUAAGAUCGAUAAGCAAUUAAUUGAAGAUGUAAAUGGAAAAUGUUACCUGCAGGUUUAACACAAAUAAAUGAUGGGAGAAUUGUGAUACCAUAUUAUAUUAGAUGGUAAUUGGAAAACAUAAUAAAGUAUGCUGGGGAGCUGAAAUAUUAUAACAGUUUUUAAGUAGAAAAUGGAUUGGACCUCAUUCGUAUACCAUUGUCAGACAAGUAUCAAAACAAUAUGUCAUACGUCUUAAAAAUAACCCACAGACAGGAAUCAAACCCCAAAUGGGAACAAUAGGGAAGGGAAAUAUUCCUGGGAAGCAGUGGCAAAUUGAUUUUUUAGAACUCCCAAGAAAAAGGGCGUUUAAAUGCCUAUUGGUACUAACAGACACCUUUUCCAGAUGGCCAGGAGCAUUCCCAUGUAGAACUAACAAAGCCAGAGAAGUGUCCAAAGUAUUGUUGAAUGAAAUUAUACCGAGAUUUGGUGUACCCUCAGUAAUGUCAUCUGACAGGGGACCACACUUCACUGCAGAACUGACCCAACAAGUCAGCAAAGUGCUGGGGAUUGAUUGGCAACAACACACUCCGUAUAGGCCACAGGCAAGAGGCCAAGUGGAAAAAAGUGAAUCAUUUGAUAAAACAACAGAUUACUAAAAUCUGUCAAGAAACCAAUAUGUGUUGGUAAAACUAAGACCCUUUGA
Cygnus olor (mute swan) is the source of this 3974-nucleotide messenger RNA. RefSeq names its product inositol 1,4,5-trisphosphate receptor-interacting protein-like 1. Gene Ontology annotation, cellular component: membrane. Lineage: Eukaryota; Metazoa; Chordata; Aves; Anseriformes; Anatidae. The record is from RefSeq and is a predicted model, not a curated record. The transcript has 2 exons. Bases 520 to 2073 code for a protein of 517 amino acids.